GUGGGCAGCAGGUGCCACCGGAAGUGUGUGUGCGGUCCAUCCCUGUCUGCUGAACAAGAGCCGGCUAACGGAGCCGCCGCAAACACCGCAACUACACAACAAUAACCUACAUUGCUACUGCCCUUCUCUGUGCAUUGUGGUGGAAGAUGGAUUGCAUUGAGUCUGCAGCUGAAAUGAACGCCGCUGUACCCAACCAUCGAAGGACCAAGCCCGGUGGUAAGGACAUAAUUAAUUUUAGCAUAAAGACCGGGGUUGUGAACACUGGUGUUACUGGGCCGACCUCCCAGAUCCCUGGUCUGUCCCAGAGUGCUGAUGAAAGCACUCCGGCGGAGAGGGUCAGCGGGCGGCGAGUUGGGAUAUUUGCCACGGACUCAGACUACGUGAAGCUUGCCAAGGGGGGUGGACACAAAGGGCUGUUGAGUCAUGAUGUUGAUGCUGAUGAAGACAAACCGAGGAAGAUGUACAAUCCACCAACUAGCUGGUUUGGUGGUGAUGAGUCAAAGAGCGGAAGCAAAGCAACGUCUCCCGACAGCCAGAUGAAGGCGGGCAUGCGUACUCUGGCUGCACCGUUUGGCACUGAUAAUGGUUCAUCCUGGGAAAGAGAGACUGAUAGAUUUUCCCCUGAUAAAGAGAAGAUGUCUCCUGAUGGCGUUGCCAAUGAGAUGGAGGGUCUGUCCAUGGCCGGCAAAUACAAGAGAACGUGUUAUGAAAAGAAGGCUCCACCGGUGAGCAUGUCCAAGCUGCUGAGUCAUGGCUAUGUGGAGGAGAAGAAGAAGUCUCCCAAUGACGACGAUGCCUCAAGUGUGACUUCGGAACAGACGAGCACCAUUGAGACGGAGGACGUGGACGAGCUGGAGUAGUGCGCGCAGGUUCUCGUCUCAAGGGUUGCAGGGGGGGUCGUCCUAACACUGGUUCAUGGUUUCACAAAUCCACGAACACGUCACUCCGCCCCUCUUGGAUUCACUCACAUUUAUUGUACAUCCACUGACUGUUAGGUUUUGUACUCAUGUUUAUGCAAAGGUACUGUCCUCUAUUUAUUUGCUUUAAUUUGUAAAAUAAUUGACACGGAUUUUGUUGAGUAGAUUUGUCAGUGCUCGUCGUAUUUUUAUUUUUUUUUCUGUAUUUCUCGAUUUGAAAGACGAGUUGUUCGCAGGGAAGGAAACUAACAUUUUGGGUCCGCAGAGGCUGGUUGAGUGAAACUAAUUUCACCAGCCAGUUUGAUUUUGAACCCAAAAUGAUGCCUCAAAGUGGAGCAAAAAGCUUAAAUUCACCUGCUUUUGGCUGGUGGCUGGUGUUAGUUUCCCUACCUGGUUGUAUGAAGAUCGAGUUAGUGAACUUUAAAAGUGUUUGUGCUAAUGAAAUGUGGUUCCAGUGACGUGACGUAUUAUUUGUUUUGACCUAGGACUCCUGCUCUCUGAACGGGAUGUUAGAGGUUUGUGUGUUUUUGGCUGCGGGGGUGGAUACAGUCAUUCGUUUAGACAGCAACCCUGCAGCUGUGACCACAUGCCAAAGUGCAUACUGAUGGCCACAGCCGCCACGGUUUGUUCGGUUAAAAAGGGGCCAAACGUUUUUUAGGUUGCUGCUCUGCAAAAGGUUGCUCUUCCCUACUAUUCCCCCUACAAUAUUGUUGUUUUUGAGUCCCUAAAAUCAAGAAACAUGCACCAUUUUUAAUUUUUAAGAAUGCCUUUUGUCCAAUAAUCCGAAUAAAAUAAAACUAGUUUUACUAGUUGUUUUAGAUUUUGAAUGCCAGCAGGAGCUACAAGUUACUCUUUAUUCAUUAGGAAGCUCAUCAGUAAAUCAAUCACAAUGCCAAGUGUUUGAUGCCAGUCCAAAUAUGUCAGAAGCUGGCUAAUGAUAGAACUAAAUUGGGUCUAUUCUGCAUGUUUAAGCCCUUUUGGUGCUGCGUUCCCACCCAACCUAAUAACCAAAAACUGGUGCAACAACAGAUAAAGCUGGGGAAUUUAGGGGAAACGGCCACCUUCAGCAGACUGACAAGCUGGAAAGUCAAGUCCGGUGUAAUUCCCUGUGAAGAUUAGGGCGGACGAGUUUUAAAAAGUGAGUUCUGAACAUGCCAACCAAGCAGUUUUUCCCUGCUCAUGCAGUGUUUUGACUUUGUAGACAUCAGUAGGAGAACUUUAGUGUUAGUGCACUGCCUGGCUACACCAAACCCUCCAUCUCAUGACGUGUUUAUCCAUUUUGAGUUUAUUCUGUUCAGAUGAGAGAAAUGGUUACUGCGGCAACGUUUUUGCAACUUCAGUCUUGGGAGCAGUGAAAAAGCAUUUGCUGGUGGUCGAGUGGUUAACAAAGAACAGGAGAGAAAAUGCUUGUAAUUAGAAAUCCACAGUUUUUACAGUAAAUUCUCAAUUAAAAGUAAUCAAAAUGCCUAAAUAUGAGACUCUAAAUACUUACAUUUCUAAUGUAAGUGUUUUAAAAUUAAGGUCUUCACUCAAACAUUCUCACUUUACACAUGUGUGCAGGUCUCAAAAGUCAGUUUCCUAAAAACAAAAAAAAGGCCUUUGAAGGGAUUAAAAAGUCUUAAAUUGAAUUCACAGAAGUCUUAAGUUAUGUUAGUUACAGAAUUUUAUUUUUUGUCUAAAAUGACAAAUUCAUUUAAAAAAAAUAAAUUUGCCAUAGAACGUGAAAAUUGCACAAAUAGUUUUAACUUUUUGUACAGUUUUUGAUUGGUCAAAUUUGGAUUGGACAUAAUUGCAAGGUGAAGCAGAAUUCACAGGGAUUUGUUGAAUUUGUUGUCAACUUCCUGAAGGGAUUGUGGACCGAGAACCACGACCCUUUAGAAACCAAAUCUCUCCAUUUCUUUGCUCUGUGCAGUUCAACUUUUAUUCUAGAUUAGUUUGGACAAUGGCUCACAAAGUUGGCCUUAAAAACCCCCCAAACCACAGCAGAGAGUGGAAAUGCUUCCAUCUCCUCUGCUUUGCUUGUGUGGUUGCGUAAUUAGCUUGACUGUCAGGAUAGCUUCAAAGCAAAUGUCUGUGACAUUUGAUGGACAGUUCAGCCUUGAGUCAUUUAACACUUAUAAUUUUUUUAGCCGUUACUGUGAACCUGAGGGUGACAGUAAACUCCUAAUCCUACAGGGACUAUUUGUCAGGUGAAGAAAAUGCUCUUAAAAUGAAAAGGAUCAGGAUGGUUUAUUUGAGUAUAACAGCGAGAUUAAAGCUCCGAGUUUGUCCUAUAAAUCCAACACGUUCGUCAGCUGCGUCUCAAAAAUGAUGCCGCAAUACCAGACCCUCAUUUGAAAAGAAUUUACUUUAAAACUCUUACAACAGAUGUGUCGUGUUCAACAUGUUUUUAGGGGUUAUCACUAUUUUCAACACACUAUAUUUAAGCAGUGAUACAUAAUUUAUCCGUCUGUGGUAUUAAAAAAGUGUCAAGUGUUGUCCGAACUAGACGCUUUAUUGUGUUUAGUGACACUGGAGUUUUAUUUUGCUGUAUGAAGAAUGGCGAAUGUAUCAUCUUUUGAUAUUGUUUGCUUUGAAGAACAGGUUUAUUUUUAUGACCUGAUGAAUAUUCAGGUGCAGUAUUUACCGUUAAAAACAGUGUUCUCAUCAAGUUUCUUCCUCUUCUUCCAGUGAGUUGGUGGCAUAUCCGUUUACAAACCAACAGCGGGAACUUUUAGUGGCUUAACUCUGCAAAGUCCUCCCUGAAGUCUUGUUACUUGUAUGUCCUCUCUCCCUUUUGCUUUUUUAAAUCUGCAAGUGGUAUUAGUUAAGUUUCUCAAAUGCCAAUGUACCAGAGGAGACUGAAGAAGGCAGCUUUUAGACAGAAGAUCCCUCAAGUGUUUGUAGUGAGGAGAAAACCACCUGACACAACUCAAUGUAAGACCCCACUUAUCUUGAUGACUGCGCACAGACUCUCAAUUAUCAUUUAAAUAAAUGGGCAUGUGCAUGUA
Molecule: messenger RNA, 3907 nt
Organism: Dicentrarchus labrax (European seabass)
Lineage: Eukaryota; Metazoa; Chordata; Actinopteri; Moronidae
Gene: cunh7orf57
Product: chromosome unknown C7orf57 homolog
Exons: 9
Coding region: 147-860 (237 amino acids)
Source: RefSeq, a predicted model, not a curated record